This is a messenger RNA of Penicillium chermesinum, 903 nucleotides long. RefSeq names its product pinin family protein. NCBI's taxonomy places the organism in Eukaryota, Fungi, Ascomycota, Eurotiomycetes, Eurotiales, Aspergillaceae. Bases 1 to 903 code for a protein of 300 amino acids. The transcript is spliced from 4 exons. The record is from RefSeq and is a predicted model, not a curated record. Gene Ontology annotation, cellular component: catalytic step 2 spliceosome.
AUGUCAGAAGGGAACCUUGCUUCGGCAGUCGCUGUGCCUGAACAGGAGUCGAUACGCCAAUCGCCAGAACAUCACAAACGUCGCCAGUCUUCGACCUCGGACCAUGAUGUGAAGCGGCGUCGGCUCAGCGGCCAAGGCGAUACCUCUCCGCAAUCCCACCGUCGACGCCCCUCUUCACCAUCUGCAGGGCAAUCAGACAAGCCAGCAGGGCAAACUCGCCGCGACGGGAACCGCGAAGAGGAUCGCAAGCGUGGCAGACGGCUGUUCGGCGCGUUGCUUGGGACCCUUUCCCAGAGCUCCAACUCUGCAGCACAGAAACGUCGCGAGGACAUCGAAAAGAGACAGCAAGAUAAGUUGAAGAACCAAGACGAGGUAUACGAUGGGUUAAAAAAGAAGCGUCAAGAACGCCGUGCGACUAUCCGAAUGCAAACCCGACAUGCGCAUAUGCGCGCAUCUGCGAACUUUCUAAAAACGCGCACGGAGCCUGUCCUGUACUACAAACCGUGGCAACUUCGACGGGGCGAUGCGGAUAUCAUUCGGGACCAGAUUGAAGAAACGGAGUCCAAGAUUGCUGGUGAAGUUGCUGAAUUCGAACGCCGAUACCCACCGGAGGCUUUUGCUUACGAGAAACUCGAGCCAUUGUCUACAUCCAAGCCGGAGGAGCAGCAGGAACAGCAGGAGUCUUCAAUGCAGCAGCAGGUCAUACAUGAGGAUAGCCAUAAGGUGAGGCCAGAAGCUGAGCGAGUGCGUAGCCCAGGAACGGUUGAGACAAGCGGAAACCCUGCCGCCCACGCACCUGCGCCUGCUGUCGAAGACGUCUCAACCCACGAGACCGACGCGAAUCAUCGGGAUGACGAUGGGGGUGAAGUUGUGGAGGACACUGAGGACACUGUGAUCUACUAA